This is a messenger RNA of Trichosporon asahii var. asahii CBS 2479, 603 nucleotides long. RefSeq names its product 3-hydroxyanthranilate 3,4-dioxygenase. Gene Ontology annotation, biological process: 'de novo' NAD+ biosynthetic process from L-tryptophan; quinolinate metabolic process. The transcript has 3 exons. The record is from RefSeq and is a predicted model, not a curated record. Bases 1 to 603 code for a protein of 200 amino acids. NCBI's taxonomy places the organism in Eukaryota, Fungi, Basidiomycota, Tremellomycetes, Trichosporonales, Trichosporonaceae. Gene Ontology annotation, cellular component: cytoplasm. Gene Ontology annotation, molecular function: iron ion binding; 3-hydroxyanthranilate 3,4-dioxygenase activity.
AUGCCCCAACCACUGCGCGCGGCAAUGUCCGAGUCACAGAUCCCAGCGCGCCCGUACGACCACGAAAGGACUAGGGGUUCACUCGUCUUCAUAACGUCGCUCUCAUCGUCUUCCACCCUCUCUCAUCCCCUCGUCCCCAGUCGUCAGGAUGCUGCCCCCGCCAAUCAACUUUCCCAAGUGGCUCGAGGAGAACUCGCACCUCCUCAAGCCCCCUGCAACAAGUGCAUGUACAAGGGCGAGAACUUCAUUGUUAUGAUUGUCGGCGGCCCGAACACGCGCACCGACUACCACAUCAACACGACCGAGGAGUGGUUCUACCAGUACAAGGGCAGCAUGGUGCUCAAGGUCGUUGACGAGGGCAAGGUCCGCGACAUUGUUAUCAACGAGGGAGACAUGUUCCUUCUGCCUGCUGACAAAGCAGACACGAUGCGCUGGCUGUGCCCGAACACGGAGGCGCACGGUGACGAGCUCGUCGUCAUCCGCCAGUGCCAGUUCCACUGCUCUGAUCUCGACACGCAACUCAAGCCGCACCUCGACGAGUGGAUGGCGAACGAGGACAUCCGCCGCUGUCCCAAGUGCGGCGUCGUCGCCCCCGAGAAGUAA